UCAAACCUCCGGCAAAGACGCGUUGUCCGAUGUCAGUUACAAUCUAGACACAACGCGAUUCUGACUUGUCUUUCUAUUUGAGAAUUCGAAUUCGUUUUGUGUAUUUUCUAUUUUGUUUAUUUUAAUUCACAUACGAAUAAAUAUAGAUACGUACGUAUCUGUACACUGUAUACACACACCACGCAAUCGUAAAUGUGUUCCGGGCGGUUUGUGCGCGAACAACAGUGACCGAGUGGCAGCACUCCCAUUUGGAUUUUGACAAAUAAAAAUGACAAACAGAAAAUUUAAGCUUUGCUUCCACUUUAAAUUGCUGCUCAUCGUAACCAUCCUAGCAACACUAUGCUCGUAUUCAAAUUCAGAAACAAUCCGAAGAAGACUGAGGCGGCCCACGGGCAACAAAUUGCAGCAGGAAACUACUGCAGUUUCAGAUUCAUCAGCGGCGGCCACCUCCACGGUUGUCGACAUGGAAACAUCGGCUUCGGUUAACAAGUUUAAGAUACGCAACCGUACUGCCACCAGGAAGUCGGGUACAGACGCUUCGACGGAAAAACACGUGACAACAGCGAAAGACAACCAGGACGAUGGCGGUUAUAAGAUUGUUUGCUACUAUACAAAUUGGUCACAAUAUAGACCGAAAACAGGAAAAUACUUACCCGAAGAUAUCGAUCCGGAAUUAUGUACUCACGUCAUAUUUGCCUUCGGGUGGUUGAAAAAAGGACGUUUAUCAUCAUUUGAAUCGAAUGACGAAAGCAAAGACGGAAAAGUUGGAUUAUACGACAGAAUAAAGAACCUAAAAAAAGCCAAUCCAAAGUUAAAAACUCUAUUAGCUUUAGGUGGUUGGUCAUUUGGCACACAGAAGUUUAAGGACAUGUCAGCUACUCGAUAUGCAAGGCAGACAUUUAUUUACAGUGCUAUACCUUUCCUCCGUGCUCGUAGCUUUGACGGUUUAGAUUUGGAUUGGGAAUACCCCAAAGGACAGGACGACAAAAAGAACUUUGUACAUUUAUUGAAAGAACUUAGAGAAGCAUUUGAAGCCGAAGCACAAGAAGUGAAGAAACCUCGUUUGUUAUUAACUGCUGCAGUCCCUGUUGGUCCUGAUAACAUCAAAGGUGGAUAUGACGUUCCGGCUGUUUCUUCAUAUUUGGACUUCAUAAACGUUAUGGCCUACGACUUUCACGGAAAAUGGGAAAGAGAAACUGGACAUAAUGCACCGUUAUACUCCCCAUCGUCUGAUUCCGAGUGGCGUAAACAAUUGAGCGUUGAUAAUGCCGCGAGUAUAUGGACCAAGAUGGGUGCACCUAAGGAUAAACUUAUAAUAGGUAUGCCGACAUAUGGCAGAACAUUCACUUUGUCCAAUACAGCAAACUAUAAAGUGAAUUCACCGGCAUCUGGUGGUGGCAAAGCUGGAGAGUAUACAAAAGAAGCAGGAUUUUUAGCUUACUACGAAAUUUGUGAAAUACUUAAGAAUGGUGCGACCUAUAUAUGGGACGAAGAAAUGAAAGUACCUUAUGCAAUUUCUGGAGAUCAAUGGAUUGGAUUUGAUGACGAGCGAUCCAUCAGAAAUAAAAUGAAAUGGAUUAAAGACAAUGGAUACGGAGGAGCUAUGGUAUGGACUGUAGAUAUGGAUGAUUUUACCGGUACUUUCUGUGGUGGAGAUGUUAAAUACCCAUUAAUUGGUGCCAUGAGAGAAGAGCUUAGAGGAAUAAAAAGAGGUAAAGAGGACAUUGAUUGGUCAAAAGUAGCUAACACUAUUAUAGCCGAAACCAUUACGAAGCCAACACCAAUCAAAAUAAGUGUCAGUGAAGUAUUAUCUAAGGUCAAACCUUCCAAAAUUCAAGCAUCUACUGCUAUACAGACCGACGUAGUUGACAUGAACGUGCGAGCACCUCAAGUUAUAUGUUAUAUGACUAGUUGGUCUAUUAAGAGACCCGGUGCUGGUAAAUUUACUCCAGAUAACAUCGAUUCUUCUUUAUGUACUCACGUAAUAUAUGCUUUCGGGUCAUUGAAAGACUUCAAACUAACAUAUGUUGACGAGAAAGAUACUGAUCAAUACAAAGAAAUGAUUGCUCUUCGCGAGAAAAAUGCUAAUCUUAAAGUGCUCUUAGCUAUUGGCGGUUGGGCAUUUGGAUCAACACCCUUUAAAGAACUGACUGGUAAUGUAUUCCGUAUGAACCAGUUUGUGUAUGAAGCCAUUGAGUUCCUCAGAGAACAUAAAUUUAAUGGUUUGGACGUUGACUGGGAAUAUCCUAGAGGACUAGAUGAUAAAGCAGCAUAUGUCAAUUUACUGAAAGAACUACGAUUAGCCUUCGAAGGAGAAUCGAAGAGCUCUGGUCUUCCAAGACUAUUAUUGACGGCAGCCGUACCAGCCAGUUUUGAAGCAAUUGCUGCUGGAUAUGAUGUUGUUGAAAUUUCAAAGUAUUUAGAUUUUAUUAAUGUGAUGACAUAUGAUUUUCACGGACAGUGGGAACGUCAAGUUGGACACAAUAGCCCUCUAUAUCCUUUAGAAAGUGCCACAAGCUACCAAAAGAAGCUUACUGUCGACUAUAGUGCCAGAGAAUGGGUGAAACAAGGUGCCCCCAAAGAAAAACUUAUGAUUGGAAUGCCGACUUACGGAAGGUCGUUUACAUUAGUUGAUCCGGCCAAGUUUGAUAUUGGAGCUCCUGCAUCUGGUGGUGGUACAGCUGGAAAAUACACUUCUGAAGCUGGUUUUAUGGCAUACUAUGAAGUGUGUGAUUUCUUACACGUGGAAAAUACUACACUUGUCUGGGACAAUGAGCAACAAGUGCCAUUUGCUUAUAGAAAAGAUCAGUGGAUUGGUUUUGACGACGAGAGAAGUCUUAAAACCAAGAUGAAUUGGUUGAAGGAAGAAGGAUUUGGUGGUGUUAUGAUAUGGUCUGUAGAUAUGGACGAUUAUCGUGGUGUAUGUGGUACUGGUAAAUAUCCAUUAAUUAAUGCCAUGAAACAAGAACUUGCAGGAUAUACUGUUAAAUUGGAAUACGAUGGACCAUAUGAAGCUACUGGAAGAAAUGCUGUUUAUACAACCAAAGACCCCACGUCCGUGACAUGCGAAGAAGAAGAUGGUCAUAUAUCUUAUCAUCCAGAUAAAGCUGACUGCACGAUGUAUUACAUGUGCGAAGGCGAAAGAAAACAUCACAUGCCAUGUCCAUCGAAUUUAGUGUUUAACCCGAAAGAAAAUGUUUGUGAUUGGCCAGAAAAUGUUGAGGGUUGUAUGCAACAUACCCCAGCCCCGCCGACGUCUAGACGAUAAGUGUGUCAUCAAGUCCCAAAUCAUUAUACUUAUUAUUAUUAUAUAUAUAUUUUUUUUUCUUGUAAAUAAUAAUACAGAAUAAUUGUUAUAUUAUUUUAUUUAUACCUACUUGACCCCAAAUUUAUUUUUUUUAUAUAUUUUUCAUUGCCAGUAUUAUUUUGGCUACGUUAGAAUUGAUAGACAUUUCAAU
Molecule: messenger RNA, 3458 nt
Organism: Rhopalosiphum maidis (corn leaf aphid)
Lineage: Eukaryota; Metazoa; Arthropoda; Insecta; Hemiptera; Aphididae
Gene: Cht7
Product: probable chitinase 10
Exons: 16
Coding region: 269-3268 (999 amino acids)
Biological process (GO): chitin catabolic process; carbohydrate metabolic process
Cellular component (GO): extracellular region
Molecular function (GO): chitin binding; hydrolase activity, hydrolyzing O-glycosyl compounds
Source: RefSeq, a predicted model, not a curated record